Molecule: messenger RNA, 1872 nt
Organism: Neomonachus schauinslandi (Hawaiian monk seal)
Lineage: Eukaryota; Metazoa; Chordata; Mammalia; Carnivora; Phocidae
Gene: RELT
Product: RELT TNF receptor
Exons: 13
Coding region: 1-1764 (587 amino acids)
Biological process (GO): amelogenesis; apoptotic process
Molecular function (GO): protein binding
Source: RefSeq, a predicted model, not a curated record
AUGCCCCGGGACCUGCGCGUCCUCCGGCCGCGACUCCAGGCCCGGCCGUGCGCGGUGGCGAAGCCGCGGCGGGACUUGCAGUUUGAGGAAUCGGCGGGCCCCGGAGACGCCCCCGACCCGGGAAACUUGGACCGAGACCAGGAACGGGUGCGGGACGGGAGCUGGUGCAAACUAGGGCAGUAUGCAGAUGAGGAUGGAUGCAGGGAAACCCCAGAGGCCUCAGAGACCCCCGGGAACGGGGGGUGGGCAGCACCUCCUCCCCGGGGGCCCGCCCGGCUGCUUUGUAAUGGCCUCUCCAUGAACCGCUUCUGUGGACCACUAGCUCCCUAUAGCCUCUGCCGUCGAGCUGACAGACCCUCGGAGAACGUCCGCUACAUGCCGGGGCCUAGGCUAGGCUCCAAGAUCCUCACCAUGGCUAAUCCAGCACCUCCCGUGUACCAGGCUCUGGGCCAAGCAUUGGGCCUGAGGAUGAAGCUGAGCCCGCUACAUUGGCCCCUGUCCUGCCUUUUUGUGCUGCUGCCUUGGCCUCUGGCCUCUCCACUGUCAACGACCCCGUGGCAGUGCCCACCUGGGAAGGAGCCCAACCUGGACCUGGGGCAGGGCACAUUAUGCAGGUCCUGUCCCCCGGGCACUUUCUCUGCUUCGUGGGGCCUGGGCCCGUGCCAGGCCCACUCCCGCUGCAGCCCUCGAGGGAGGCUGGAGGCCCAGGCAGGCACAGCGACUCAAGACACACUGUGUGGAGACUGCCAGCCUGGGUGGGUUGCCACUUCGGGGGUCCCCCAUGUCCCCUGUCAGCCAUGCUCCUGGACACAUCUGGGUACUCGCAGCUGCUCUGAGCGGGGACGGCGGGCCCGACGUGGCGUGGAGGUAGCAGCAGGGGCCACCCACGCUGGGGACACGCGGCAGCCUGGGAACGGCACACGGGCAGGCGGCCCCGAGGAGACGGCGGCCCAGUACGCGGUUAUUGCCAUCGUGCCUGUCUUCUGCCUCAUGGGGCUGCUGGGCAUCCUGGUGUGUAACCUGCUCAAGCGGAAGGGCUACCACUGCACGGCCCACAAGGAGGUUGGGCCCGGCCCCGGAGGUGGAGGCAGCGGGAUCAACCCCGCCUACAGGGCUGAAGAUGCCAACGAGGACACCAUUGGGGUCCUGGUCCGCCUGAUCACAGAGAAGAAAGAGAAUGCGGCGGCCUUGGAGGAGCUGCUCAAGGAGUAUCACAGCAAACAGCUGGUGCAGACCAGCCACAGGCCUGUGCCCAGGCUGCCGCCGGGCCCCCCCAGCACGCCACACAUCUGCCCGCAUCGCCACCACCUCCACACCGUGCAGGGCCUGGCCUCGCUCUCCGGCCCCUGCUGCUCCCGCUGUAGCCAGAAGAAGUGGCCCGAGGUGCUGCUGUCCCCUGAGGCCGCAGCUGCCGCUGCCCCCACUCCCCAACUCCUGCCCAACCCGACCAGGGCUCCCAAGGCGGGGGCCAAGGCAGGACGCCAGGGCGAGAUCACCAUCUUGUCUGUGGGCAGGUUCCGAGUGGCCCGAAUUCCGGAGCAGCGGUCAAGUUCAGCAGCCUCUGAGGUGAAGACUAUCAUGGAGGCUGGGCCCUCGGGGGGUGACCUCCCUGAUUCGCCACAACCUGGCCUCCCCCCCACUGAGCAGCGGGCACUGCUGGCAAGUGGUGGAAGUCAUACUAAGUGGCUGAAGCCCCCAGCAGAGAACAAGUCUGAGGAGAACCGCUACGUGGUCCGGCUAAGUGAGAGCAACCUGGUUAUCUGAUGGUCUGCCUCAGCUGAGGACACUGCGGCCCUGUCCUGGGAGGUUCUGAAGGCUUCCUGGAGGAGGUAGAGCUGCAGCUGGGCCUAUAAGGAUCAAGAAGCAAUGGUC